Molecule: messenger RNA, 1650 nt
Organism: Punica granatum (pomegranate)
Lineage: Eukaryota; Viridiplantae; Streptophyta; Magnoliopsida; Myrtales; Lythraceae
Source: RefSeq, a predicted model, not a curated record
AGCCGGUUUCACCUGUGCCAUCCCUGCUCUCAUCUCCUUCCCUUCCCUUUCCCUCCCUGCAAUCCAUCUUCUAUUUCCCGGCGAGAAGAACUCACAUCACAGAAGCCUUCCCAUUAUUCUCUCUUCCCUUCUCUCUCCGCUCUCUGAGCCUCCAUUGCCCAACGAACGAACGAACCAACAAUGGAGCUCGACAGGACCCAGAUCCAUGGCGGCACUGCGGCCUCAUAGCAACGCCCACGUCCGCCUGUUCAGAUCUCACCUCACCGCCGCCGGAAACGGUAAAGUGCCAGAGACAUGAAGCCCACAAGCAAGCUGUUCACCUUCGUGCUCGUUUCGUGCUGGUACUCGUCGAACAUCGGGGUGCUGCUCCUGAACAAGUACCUCCUCAGCAACUAUGGCUUCAAGUACCCAAUCUUCCUCACAAUGUGCCACAUGUCCGCCUGCUCCCUCCUCUCCUACUUCGCCAUCGCCUGGCUCCGCCUCGUCCCGCUCCAGCACGUCCGCUCCCGCCUUCAGCUCCUCAAGAUCGCCGCCCUCAGCCUCGUCUUCUGCGUCUCCGUCGUCUUCGGCAACAUCUCCCUGCGCUUCCUCCCCGUCUCCUUCAACCAGGCCGUCGGGGCCACCACUCCUUUCUUCACCGCCAUCUUCGCCUACCUCAUUACCUUCAAGAGGGAGGCUUGGCUCACCUACGUCACGCUGAUUCCCGUCGUCACCGGGGUCAUCAUUGCAAGCGGGGGUGAACCAAGUUUCCAUCUCUUUGGCUUCAUAAUGUGCAUUUCGGCUACAGCUGCUAGAGCCCUUAAGUCUGUGCUACAAGGCAUCUUGCUUUCCUCUGAGGGGGAGAAGCUGAACUCGAUGAACCUUCUUCUCUACAUGGCUCCAAUGGCUGUUCUAUUCUUACUACCGGCUACUCUUAUUAUGGAAGAGAAUGUAGUUGGCAUCACUCUUGCUCUUGCGAGAGAAGAUGUAAAGAUCGUGUGGUACCUUCUAUUCAAUUCAUCGCUUGCCUAUUUCGUGAACUUGACUAACUUCUUGGUCACGAAGCACACUAGCGCUUUAACUCUUCAGGUUCUAGGAAACGCUAAGGGGGCUGUGGCAGUGGUAGUCUCGAUCUUGAUCUUUAGGAAUCCUGUCUCCGUGACGGGAAUGCUCGGUUACUCGUUAACUGUAAUAGGAGUAGUCCUUUACAGCGAGGCCAAGAAAAGAAGCAAAUGAUGAAUAUGUUUAUGUUAUACUAGGAAGAUGUCAUGCUCGAUAUGCCCCAUUCCUUUUGUGCCACCAGAUGGGGCCCAUUUUCGUGGAAGCACUCGAGGGAAUUGAAAGAGAUGCACCGUUCAGGCGGUAAAAAUUUUCGUAUGCUGUUCUGAUUUAUUUUAACCCGGAAGCCCAGGAAAAGAGUAACCAUCACAUUGCUGUCACAGAAAUUAGGUCUAGGAAAGAAGGUUGCAAUAAGCUGCAGAUUCAUACUUUUAUCAAUCAAAUUUGAUAUGUUCUAGUUUUUGGCUUUGGAGAUAUGUAAUUUCAUUCUUUUCUCAUUGCAAAGUAACUGAGAAGGUCAGAUAUCAACACUAGACAAUGAAUUUCCAGUGUUAAAUUUUCUUCUUAUGGUUAAUCAAUGGGAAAAUAGCUGUUGAUUUCAGCUUCCUGUCC